This is a messenger RNA of Cooperia oncophora, 2853 nucleotides long. The record is from the annotation of a GenBank genome assembly. NCBI's taxonomy places the organism in Eukaryota, Metazoa, Nematoda, Chromadorea, Rhabditida, Trichostrongylidae.
AUGAUAAUUUCUUACAAAUGUUACGUCUUCUCAUUCAGGGUUAUGGGAAACUUCGACUAUACAUCGGUGCAAAGGCGUGGCCGUGGACGACGAAGCGAAAGGAGAAGCAGAAAUCCCUGGACAGAAGGUGGUGGGGGUAUGGAAGAAGAUCCAGAAGGAUAUGGCGCUGCACAACCUAUUCAAUCACCGGCUUCAAGUUAUGCCUCGAUGUUUAGGCCUAAGAAACGGAAACGUGAGAAGGUGGUCAUCGACAAUUCACAAUAUGACAGUUUACCAAUGUGCGGUAUAGAAGUGCGUCUACCUGUCGGAUUGAAACCCUACCCAUCGCAAAAACUCAUGAUGGUACGCUUGAUCACUUCACUCACGAAGAGAUUGAAUUUUUUGGCGGAAAGCCCAACAGGAAGCGGGAAAACAUUGGCACUGCUGGCAUCGAGUUGUGCUUGGCUGGAUGACUACAAGAAGAAAAGGCUGGAAGCAAGGAUAGCAUGUCCCGUGCACAAUAGCAGAAGAGAUACAUCAUACGCAUCCAUAAAGCAAGAGCUAGAAGACGAUGUGCAGCUCGAUCAAAAUGUCAAAAGCGAACUUAAUGAGGUCAAACCGGAACCGCUCAGUGUAAAAAGUGGUCAAUCAUAUGAUGAUGAGUUCUUCUCAGACUUUGCUCACACUCCUCGGGCACAACAGUAUGGGAGAAUUGAUCUGCCAGAGGAGCCAGUAGAGCCGAAAAUCGAGAAAAACUGCAUAUGUUUACCGAAGACUCGAAUCUACUACGGCACUAGAACACACAAGCAAAUUGGGCAGGUUGUCAAGGAGUUCGCCCGUCUCCCUUAUGCAGGUGUUUUAAAGUGCGUUGGGUGGAUUCCUCCUUACAUAGUCGAGUCUUAUCUUUUGUACAUGGUGUGCGGUGAAGUUUUCAUCGAAUUUCAGUUAGGGUGCCGAUUCAAAGAUGCUAUGAAACCUGCUUAUGAGAAACCGAGUAAUCUGCGAAUAGUCCUGGAGCAAAUGGAUGCUGUGGUGUUCGACAUUGAAGAACUAGUAGAGAGUCUUUCAUCUAUGGCGAAACCGAUCUGCCCGUAUUUUUCCUCUACACGGGUACUAACUCAAGACGCGGAUAUUAUUUUCUGCCCUUUUAGUUACCUUGUCGAUCCUAUUAUACGACAUUCCUCUGAUGUGCAUUUGAGAAACAGCGUUGUGAUUCUGGAUGAAGCACAUAACAUUGAGGACAACUGUCGUGAGGCCGCAAGCUUCACUUUUCAUGAAAAAGAGGUCGCGGAUGCGCUGGCAAAUAUAAGGGAGAAAGAGAAUCUGACCCUGAUGCUGAUUGAGAAGGUUGCCACUGGAGCUGACUUGAUGGAAGGAGUCGAAAAAGAGGCCGUUAACAUGACUGUGGAUAAUCAUGGGAAAUAUUUGGAGCAUAUUACGAAGUUGGCACUGCUAGUGGACGACUUAUUGAAGUGGUUUCGUGAUUCAGCUUCUAAAUUGUUAGAAAACGCAUACAGUGACAGCAUGGGGAAUCUGUCGCAGACAGUUAAUCACGCUUACCUCGACGUGGAUUUGAAAAGAUUCCGCUUGCAUCCAGAUAAUGCACGAUAUGAACAUGUCCAGGCCGCUUUCAAUGCUGUUUGCUCCGCAUAUCAAGAGGGGCAGGAGAACCGUCAACCCGAAAUGAAGCUCAGCUCCAUUGCUAUAGUUUGCGUAGAAAAGUGGCUGUACUUUAUUGGCUAUUUCAAAGAUGAGGAGAAGAGGAGCAUGUACAAGAUGAACGUGAGCAGCGAGUAUAUAGAUAAGUCUAAUGAUCGCUCAUCAUUCGCCCAUGGAAAUGCUCGACGGAGCACUCAAGGUGGUCCGAAGAACGUCAACUACAGCCAGACCGACGGUGACGUGUGGCUUUCAUCUUCACAAGGCCCUUCAGGCCAUGUUCCGAUUCGGCAGGGAUAUAAAACCUCUAUUAGCUUGUGGUGCAUGAGUCCGGAACUGGCUUUCACUAGUGCUUUCUCUGAUUGCCGUUCUGUCGUACUUGCAUCUGGCACUUUGUGUCCCGUUGAAACGCUGAAGACUGAGCUUGGUCUCAAGUUCCAUUCUCAAAUGGAAGGAGAUCAGGUUAUUCCUGCCGACCAGAUUUUUGCCUCUGUAUUGCCUGUGGGCCUGAACGGUCACAGGAUGUGCGCAACCUACCAGAAUGUUGCAAACGUCAAUAGCAGGUUUAUUAGUGAACUGGCAUUAAUAGUAAGUCGUAUUUGUAUGUCCGUGCCAAAAGGGAUUCUCUGCUUUUUCCCUAGCUACCGUGUUUUGAACCUUCUCUUUGAACACAUGGAAGUUACAUCUAUGCUUCGUCAGAUUCAAACUCGAAAGGUGGUGGUGAAGGAACCACGGCGUUCUUCAGAUAUGCACGAAGUAAUGGAAGUUUAUGAAGAUGCCGUCAAAAGUCCUGAAAAAUAUGGUCGCCAUGUAGAUGGUGCUUUGAUGUUUGCAGUCUUUCGCGGAAAGGUGUCUGAAGGUAUAGAUUUCGUCGAUGAUCUCGCAAGGGUGGUCAUCUCUGUCGGAAUUCCGUUUCCCAACGCUAUGGAUGAUUUGGUAAAGGAAAAGAAAGCGUACAAUAAUGAAUACUGUAAGAUAAAAUCUCUUCUGACAGGAGAUCAGUGGUAUGUUUCGCAAGCAUAUCGUGCGCUCAACCAAGCUCUCGGCAGAUGCUUGCGUCAUAGAAAUGACUGGGGUGCUUUAGUUCUCAUUGAUGAGCGUUUGGUGGAGCAGGCGAAACCUCAGCAGAACACAGGCUAUUACGGUCUCAUCAGCUCGGCUAUCAAAAUGGAUCAGGAAACAACUAGUCGUUUAUCCGGAAUUCACCGAUUUCGAUAG